Sorghum bicolor (sorghum) is the source of this 1312-nucleotide messenger RNA. RefSeq names its product protein TPX2. The coding region runs from base 261 to 875 and encodes 204 amino acids. Gene Ontology annotation, biological process: mitotic spindle assembly; regulation of mitotic spindle organization; activation of protein kinase activity. NCBI's taxonomy places the organism in Eukaryota, Viridiplantae, Streptophyta, Magnoliopsida, Poales, Poaceae. Gene Ontology annotation, cellular component: nuclear microtubule; mitotic spindle. Gene Ontology annotation, molecular function: protein kinase activator activity; microtubule binding. The record is from RefSeq and is a predicted model, not a curated record. The transcript has 7 exons.
GGUGAAGUGGCACAGCACGGGUGAAAGCUACCAGUCUCGAUCAUCAGCUCGCUCUCACUCUGCAAGCACUUUGGCUAACUCUUAUCUAGCAAGCUUUUAGCUAGCUAGCUAGGGAUGCUUGCUAUAUAGUAGUCUCCUUGCACGCCGCAUGCAUUGUCAUUGUGAUACCUACUAGCUAUAGCAGCUCUAUAAAUUGGUGCAACUAUUGGCUGCCCCAUAUCACACAUCUUGCAACCUCUGCAUUGCAUUAAUAGAGAGAGAUGGCCAGAGAAAUGGAGAAGCCAAGGAAGGCUACUUCUUCCCCUAAUAAGAGCUCAACGAAUCAUACCGGUCCCAAGAGCCCGGUGAGGAAUGGAGGAGGGUCUCCGCCUCAUAAGAAGAACACUACUGAGCCACGUGGACGAAAAAAUGAGCAGCAAAACGUUCGAAAAGGAGGUCAUCAAGACUCGUUGUCUCAUGAUGAGAGCAAACGCCGUUCUUCAUCAACUGCACAAACCUCACCCAAGUCUCAGAGAUCACCGAGACACGAACAACCCCUGAGCUACAACAGGCUUCACACUGAGGAGAGAGCAAUAAGGCGGGCUGGCUACAAUUAUCAGGUUGCAAGCAAGAUAAAUACCCAGGAAAUCAUUCGCAGAUUUGAAGAGAAGCUUGCACAGUUGAUGGAGGAGCGCGAGAUAAAGCUGAUGAGGAAGGAGAUGGUUCCCAAGGCUCAACUUAUGCCAGUAUUUGACAAGCCAUUCCACCCACAAAGGUCGACGAGGCCUCUGACGGUGCCAAAGGAGCCAAGUUUCCUGAGGCUGAAAUGCUGCAUCGGUGGAGAGUUCCAUCGCCAUUUUUGCUACAAUGGAGCCAAUAAUAAGGCCAUCAAGUAGUCCAUAUAUACAUGCAGAAAAUACACCUGUGCCUAUACAAGUACAAGACGAAUUGAAGUAUUUUUGCCGUUGCACAAUGAGAGCCUACAUAAGUUCAAUACAAUCCACACAAGCAUGCAUGCAUAAAUAGCAGUGUCCUCCCACAUGUACGCACGAAUUUUCACGUAGCACACAGAUGUGGUUGCUGAUGACGCAUGUAAAUUUCCCCCGGCCCCCUUUAACUUUCACUUUUUUUUUCAUCUUUAUUAAUUUUCCAUCUUUCUCUUUUCCUUAUUAGCUAUAGCUUGUUCAUUGUAAUUUGCCCCGAGAUCCAUCCACAGCACUGCGCAAUUGUACUGAAAAGCUAGCUAGGAAACAAAAAGGGGUCAUGAGGACGCUGCAUGCGCCAUGUAUGUCUGUUGGCAGCAAUAAAGCUUGCAUAUAGUAGAGUGCCAUGA